AGGUAGACUACAGUAAUUACUGAUCAUUGCUACUGUAUUGGUCAUUCUUCUCUUGAAGUGCUUGAAAAUGUGGAUAUGUCUCUCCAUGGGACCUUAUAUAAAGUCAUAUGCAUAAUAUGUACAGUACAAAUACUCCAUGGCAGUACUGGCCUCUUAAAUUGUUUAGUUAACCUGAUGUAGUCUGUUGUGUUAAGAUUUAGGGUUUAUUUGACUUAAACUCUUCAUUUCGGUCAACUUUGCACCAACAAACAUUAUGGGCAUCCUUGUCAUUGUAACACAGUGAAUUGUACCUCUGAAAUAGUUAUUGUAAUAGAUAAGAAAUCUGACUUAAAAAAAAAAAAAAAAAAAAAAAUCAGUACACCCAAUAUGUAUCAACUCAUAUAUUACUACCAAACAAAGCCUGUCAUUUAGGAUGAAUGUAAUGCUUCAUUGCAUGUAGGUGUUUGGUUGGAGUGUUUAGAGACCUUUCAUUGUGGAUAAAAUAUGCUGUAGUUUCCACAGCUGUGUUAUGGGGAAUUGUAAAGACCUUUUAAUUUGUCUUAAUCCUGCAUUAUAUGAAUUGUGUAAAUUGCAUUAAUAUAUUAGAAUAAAAACUGCAUCUCUUAAACUAAUACAUUAACUCAUAACAUCAUGGUCAGAUAACCAUUCAAUAUAAUACCUUAUUCCAGGUGUAAACAUCCAUCCUGUCAUUCAACUGACCUUGUGGGUUUACAGUAAUGACUCAAGUCUGUUGUUUUCAGGUUGCUAUAAUAACUAUAAAUAUCAGUACGAGUCCCAGAUUCUCGGUAAGGUGCAUGUGAUGCCACCCAGUGGUUUAGAGGUCUUAGACAGUAAGAUGGCUGCACAGAUGUGGCCAGAGCAGGGUUGGGCAUUUCUGCAGCUGCUGCUGGUGGUGUGUUUUUCACAGGCUGAUGAGCCUGUUUGCAGGCAUAGAGGAGAUUCUGAAAACCCACAACUAUCAAAGAAUGGGGACAUUAUUCUGGGAGGAAUCUUUUCUCUUCACAGUAGUUGGAAAACCAGACAAGAAAGGUACAUGCAUAAACCACUACCACUUCAGUGCACCAGUUUGAACUUCAGGGACUUCCAGUUUGCUCAGGCCAUGUUAUUUGCAAUAGAGGAGAUUAAUAACAGCACAGACCUACUGCCUGGAGUCUCCUUAGGCUAUAAGAUUUAUGAUUCCUGUGGAUCCAUUCCUAGAGGAGUGAAGGUGGCACUGGCCUUGGCUAAUGGUAAUGAAGAGGUGUUUGUGUCCUCUGAGGAACAAUGUAUUCAACGAGCUCAAGUACAGACCAUUAUGGGGGAGACAUCCUCUUCUCCUUGUAUGGCUAUAGCGACUGUCAUCGGACCUUUUCAUCUGCCUCUGAUCAGCCACUUUGCCACCUGUGCUUGUCUUAGUGAUAAAGUCAAAUACCCAUCAUUCCUCAGAACAAUACCCAGUGACUACUAUCAAAGCAGAGCCCUGGCCCAGCUGGUCAGAUACUUUGGCUGGACUUGGGUGGGAGCUGUUAGAACCAAUGAUGAUUAUGGAAAUAAUGGAAUGGCCACAUUCAUAGAAACUGCAGAGCAGCUGGGGAUCUGUCUGGAGUACUCUGUAGCUGUCUUUAGAACUGAUCCACCAGAAAAAAUAAGACAAAUUAUAGACAUAAUCAGGGAUUCCACCUCCAAAGUGAUUGUUGCUUUUGUCUCCCACAUGGAUAUGGAUGUAUUAAUCCAUCAGCUGUCGUAUCACAACAUGACUGGAUACCAGUGGGUAGGAAGUGAAGGGUGGAUAUUUGAUUCCAAAACUGCUGCUAUGGACACUCAUCAUAUUCUGGAUGGAGCUAUAGGUCUGUCCAUCCCUGAAGCAUAUGUCAGUGGAAUGAAAGAGUUCAUGUUGGAUGUAAAGCCACUCAAUUCUUCUGGAAAUGAAUUAUUUACAGAAUUCUGGGAAGGACUAUUCAACUGUAAAUUUAACCAGAGCAAUUUAUCAGUUGGUAAUGAGAAAGUAUGUACUGGAGAUGAAGAUAUAACUGAAAUACACAACAGUUUCACUGAUAUGUCACUCAUGCCCAUCUUUAACAAUGUCUAUAAAGGAGUGUAUGCUGUGGCCCAUGCACUGCAUAAUAUACUUGGCUGUAAUGAAACAUGUGACAGCAAAAGACCAUUAGAUCCAUUAAGAAUUUUACAACAAAUUAGACAAAUUAAUUUCAAAACAAAGGAAGGAGAUGAGGUUUACUUUAAUGAGAAUGGAGACCCUGCAGCAAAGUAUGAAAUAAUUAACUGGCAGCCCACACAAAAUGGUAUUGUGGACUUUGUCACAGUUGGUCUAUAUGAUGCCUCUUUACUUGCAGACAGACAGCUGAUUCUAGAAAACAAAACUUUAAUUUGGGCACAAAACUCUAUGCAGGUUCCUCUGUCAGUUUGCAGUGAGGAAUGUCCCCUAGGAACUCGCAAGGUUCUCCAGAAAGGAAAGCCUGUCUGCUGUUAUGACUGUAUACGCUGUGCAGAAGGAGAAUUCAGCAACAUUACAGAUUCUAUCACCUGUGAACGAUGCCCUUCUGAAUUCUGGUCUAAUGAGAAAAGAGAUGCCUGUGUGAAGAAGGAGACAGAGUUUCUGUCUUAUGAGGAAAUUAUGGGAUCCCUGCUCACUGGAGCAUCUUUAUUUGGAACAUGCAUGACUUGUCUUGUGGCAUGCAUUUUCUUCAGAUACAGGAAAACUCCUAUUGUCAGGGCCAACAACGCUGAGCUGAGUUUCCUGCUGCUCUUCUCUUUAACCCUGUGUUUCCUGUGUUCUCUGACCUUCAUUGGCCAACCAUCUCAGUGGUCCUGCAUGCUCCGCCACACAGCUUUCGGCAUCACCUUCGUCCUCUGCAUCUCUUGUGUUCUUGGUAAAACUAUAGUGGUGUUAAUGGCCUUCAGGGCUACACUUCCAGGCAGUAAUGUGAUGAAAUGGUUUGGGCCUGUUCAACAGAGACUCAGUGUUGUGGGAUUUACUCUUAUACAGGUGUUGAUAUGUAUCCUCUGGUUAACCAUUUCUCCUCCAUUUGCUUUUAAAAAUUUCAAGCAAUUUAACAACAAAAUCAUCAUCGAGUGUGCUCUGGGCUCUGCUAUAGGCUUCUGGGCUGUACUCGGGUACAUUGGACUUUUAGCUUUGUUAUGUUUCGUUCUUGCUUUUCUGGCUCGGAAGCUGCCUGAUAACUUCAAUGAAGCCAAAUUUAUAACCUUCAGCAUGUUGAUAUUCUGUGCAGUCUGGAUCACUUUUAUCCCAGCUUAUGUCAGCUCUCCAGGGAAGUUCAGUGUUGCAGUGGAAAUAUUUGCUAUUCUGGCCUCUAGUUUUGGACUUCUCAUUUGUAUUUUUGUCCCAAAAUGUUACAUAAUUUUAUUAAAACCAGAGAGGAAUACAAAAAAGAACAUGAUGGGUAAAGGUCCAACAAAAACAACAUGAAGGUCAUUGACAAAGACAAUGUUUUAUGCUGUUGUAGUACUACCUUAGGUAAUAAUCAUAUUUUUGCUCUGUGAUCUCUGUCAUCUUCUGCUGUACCACAAUGGGAUGCAGCACCUGUCCUCACAUGAGUAAAAGUAUACUUUACAUGUACUUUUGAAACCUGUAAAUAUCUCAGAGUUUGUCAAGGUCUUCCCAGCCUGGAGGCCCAUUCAUACAACACAGCAUCCAGUCCCAAACACUGGGUCACAUUUUGGAUGCAGAGAAGGGUGUCUGAGUUGCAAAAUAUAUUUGCAUUUCAAACAAUUUAAACAAGACAGGAAAAAAAUAUAAUGUGAUUGUGUUUUGUGUAUGUUGUUUUACUAAUAAGGAAAUAAAACAA
Messenger RNA from Sphaeramia orbicularis (orbiculate cardinalfish), 3803 nucleotides. Its product is annotated as extracellular calcium-sensing receptor-like. NCBI's taxonomy places the organism in Eukaryota, Metazoa, Chordata, Actinopteri, Kurtiformes, Apogonidae. The transcript is spliced from 6 exons. Gene Ontology annotation, cellular component: plasma membrane. Gene Ontology annotation, biological process: G protein-coupled receptor signaling pathway. The record is from RefSeq and is a predicted model, not a curated record. Bases 800 to 3424 code for a protein of 874 amino acids. Gene Ontology annotation, molecular function: G protein-coupled receptor activity.